AUGCUGCUGCAGGAGUUCCUGCUGCCGCUCAGCAUGACACAGCGCGAUCUGGCCACAGCUAUCCACGUCCCCUUCCAGCGCGUCAACGAGGUUGUCCGCGGGAGACGAGGGGUCACGCCCAGCACGGCAUUACGGCUCUCCAAGUUCUUCGAUACGUCUCCUGACUUCUGGAUGAACCUGCAACUCCGUUGGGACCUGUACCACGCCCAGAGGGCCGAGGCGGAGCAGAUCGACAGUAUCCGUCCUUAUGAACCGGUGUCGCCCCGUAGAGGGCGGGAGAACGUCAGCUCGCGACCGAUAGCCGUGCCUCGAUCUUAG
Messenger RNA from Geodia barretti, 318 nucleotides. The record is from the annotation of a GenBank genome assembly. NCBI's taxonomy places the organism in Eukaryota, Metazoa, Porifera, Demospongiae, Tetractinellida, Geodiidae.